UAUGUGCUAGAAUGCAGUUGGCAUUCACGUUGGACCAUAGUUUGUGUCCAGAGUAUAUACUUGAAUCGUCUCGUGCUUCUUUUUUAAAAUUUUCCAUAUUUCUUCCUGAUUAUUUUGUCAUAAGAUAGAAAAGAAAAAAAUAAGGAAUAUUCAUGGGCCCAUUUAAUUGUAGAUAUAUCUGAUAGUUCACGAUUAUAUAUAAAUAGUUUAAUUUACCCGUCAAAAAAUCAGUGUGGAACACGCAAAUAAAGGGAAAUAAAAUCUACAAUCGCGUGUACGCAGAUACGUAGAUAUCUACGUUAUUCGGACGCAUUACGAUCAAUUAAAGUUUUGGACGAGAAAAUCUUUUAAAUGAUUACUCUGUGAGAAGAAUGGCUGGAGUAUUUGACAUAGAGUUACAUGACGGGGACUCCAUAAGUCAAGACGAGUCGGACGAUGAUAUCGUCGAAAAUAGAGAAGAUGAAUACAAUCAUACUACAAAUGUAAAUACGAUAUUAGAAUCUGAUAAUUUAGAAAGAGUACAGUUAUCGGAACAGAAUGUUAAUGCAGGCCAAGAAAAAACUGGUCCACAAGAUUUUGAACUAUGUAAAAUUCUUGGAGAAGGUGGAUAUGGAAAAGUUUUUCAAGUUAAAAAAGUGACUGGAAAAGACAAAGGCAGUAUUUUUGCUAUGAAGGUACUACGGAAAGCAUCUAUCAUACGAAAUCAAAAGGACACAGCUCAUACAAAGGCAGAAAGAAAUAUUUUGGAAGCAGUAAAACAUCCAUUUAUCGUUAAUUUAAUGUACGCAUUUCAAACUGGUGGUAAAUUAUAUCUAAUUUUGGAAUAUCUUUGUGGAGGAGAACUCUUCACAUACUUAGAUAGAGAAGGCAUUUUCUUAGAAGAUACAGCUUGUUUUUAUUUGUCUGAGAUUAUACUCGCAUUGCAACAUCUCCAUAAUCAGGGUAUUAUUUACAGAGAUUUAAAACCGGAAAAUAUUUUAUUAGACGGCGAAGGUCAUGUUAAAUUAACAGAUUUCGGUCUUUGUAAAGAACAUAUAGAAGAAGGUACAGUAACGCAUACAUUUUGCGGAACCAUAGAGUAUAUGGCACCAGAAAUUCUAACGAGAAGCGGACAUGGAAAAGCAGUUGAUUGGUGGAGUUUAGGUGCUUUAAUGUUUGACAUGCUUACCGGAAUGCCACCAUUUACAGGAGAUGAUAGAAGAAAAACAAUUGAAAAGAUUUUACGCGGAAAGUUAUGUCUACCAUUGUACCUAACACCCGAUGCAAAAGACUUAAUACGAAAGUUAUUGAAGAGACAAGUGUCACAGAGAUUAGGAUCUGGUCCUGAUGAUGCUGAGCAGAUUAUGAAUCAUAACUUCUUCAAACAUAUUAAGUGGCAAGAUGUGAUUUCACGUAAAUUAGAACCCCCUUUCAAGCCUUCAUUAAAAAGUGCCGAUGAUACAUCACAAUUCGAUGAACAAUUCACGGCAACUGUACCAGUUGAUUCACCGGUAGAAAGUACUUUAAGUGAAUCCGCUAAUAUGAUCUUUCAAGGCUUUACAUAUGUAGCACCCAGUGUCUUGGAGGAGAUGUGUGCACAACCAAGAGUUGUGAACGCUAGAAGCCCACGUAAAGGUCUAUUAAAUACAGAAUUUAGUGGAAAUCUUCACAGUUUGUCAUCAAGAUCACCCGAUGCCCAUCUUCAUACAGCGUCUCAUUUUCAACAACAUAGGCAUCACGUUGUAGGUUCAAAUAAUAUGGAAGAUACCGAAAUGGCGGAUAUAGGUCCGCUUUUUAAUUUCUAAGCAUUGCAUAAUAAAUUUUAGUGAUGUAGAAGAUAUUGAAUUAACAGUGGAAUCAUUUAUAACGAGAUACAUAUAAAUAAUCGAAGAAAACGUUGGAUCUUCCAUUUUAGAUUCAGCAAAAUCUUUGUAAAAAUUAUAUCCUACAUUGUUUGUCUUUUAUUCUGACACUUGAACUAUUAUGUUUAAUUAUCGAAUUUAAUGCAAUUUGUUUACAUAUAUAUAUACAUAUAUAUUUAAAGAUAAACAAGUCUAAAUGUCGAAGUUACGCUUAUAGGGCAGUGCAAUUCACGUACAAAUCGUAUGUAGGCCUGCAAUCGCUCUCUAAUGUGACUGAUCAUUGUUUUCAGUGCAAAGAAGGAAUAUUAUAUGCGUUUUCCUUAUGUAAAUAUGUCCAGUUUCCUGAUAAUAAGUACAUUCUGUUUAAACAAAAUGCUAUAUCAUUGAAAAAUCUGAAAGAUAUUUUUUAUGACAUAUCUUACUGUUGCAACGACUAAUUCAAGUUUUUAAAACGUUCCAUUCAUCGACAAAUACGAGUUUAUCGUUAGUAUAUAAAAAUUAAGUUAGUAUAUAAAAAUAAAUUUGUUUAGCUUGCAUAUAUUUAGAGGUCUGCCAUAAAAAGAAUGAAAUGAAUUUAUCGCCUCUUUGGAAUGCAUUGCUCGUGCAAAUAUAUAAAUUGUGCAACUUUUUCAUUGCUUUGUUGUUCAAUAAACUAAUUGUAAGUUCAAAAAAGUUAUUUACAUAAAUAUACAUUCCGAAGUAAUUCACAAAUUUCUUAGACGAUAAACAUCGUAUUAAAUUUAUAUAGAUCAUGUUGAUUAAGACUAGAAUAUUGGAUACAGCUAAACUUGAAAGUCUUGUUCUGCCAUUAGAAUAAAAUUAAUUUCUUAGGACCAGAGAAAGAGGAGAGCAUGCGAAUAAAAUAAAGAAAGGCAAAAGAAGAAGAAUAACAGUAUAAAAAUAAAAAUUGUAUUGAUCUUUGUUAAAGUAGAAUCGGAGAAGGAUUAUAAAUAUAUAUUUUUUCCUCUGUCGAAUAGUUGUAAUCGUCGCAAGUGGUAGCGUUUUGUAAGAGGAAAAAAUUAGAAUAUCUCAUGGUCGUAUAUGAUAUCCCAUUUUAGGAUUCAAACUUUCAAAAUAUAUUUUACAAUAAUGAUUAGUGGAAAUAGAAUUAAUCGAGAUAUUUUAUACGACCUUUGAUUAAAAUUUGAAAAAAAUGUUUUGUUGUUUCUUCUAACUUAUAUUUGAUGAAUUAUUUAAUUAUUUAUUCAUAUGUACAUUUCACUCAAGAAUAAAUUUGUGGCUAGUCUUUAUACGUCUUUCGCUAAUUAUAUGUACAUACAUAACUUUGAAUACAUCCGUCGAUAGACAACAAUAAAUCAUUGUUUUUAUUCAGUAACCAAUCCGAUUCUACUUUUUACAUAUAAUCGUUGUGAAAAUGACAAUUAUGCAAAAAUUUUAACUGCCCAAGUGUUCACAGCUACCGGCUGGAUAGUAUUAAAUUUUCCAUAGAAAGACUUAUACGCGCUCAUCUGCGCAUGCGUGUGUAGUAAUAAGUAUGUAAAAUUCUUGUUAAUAGUUAAUUAUGUUGUAAAAGUAAAAUGUUGAGAGUGAGAAAUUAA
Molecule: messenger RNA, 3400 nt
Organism: Bombus terrestris (buff-tailed bumblebee)
Lineage: Eukaryota; Metazoa; Arthropoda; Insecta; Hymenoptera; Apidae
Product: ribosomal protein S6 kinase beta-1
Exons: 13
Coding region: 372-1784 (470 amino acids)
Biological process (GO): protein phosphorylation; signal transduction
Molecular function (GO): protein serine/threonine kinase activity; ATP binding
Source: RefSeq, a predicted model, not a curated record